AUCAACUAUAAUAACUUUGGUACUCUCAAGUCCACAGAGUGUCUGCAGAAUAACAAUAUAUAUGGUUAGGCCAUGGUCCCAGUUUGGUCACUAGCGCCAAUGAGUCAAUGAUGCCAUUACUUCAAGUUGCUGUCCAACGUCCAGCCAUACCUUCCUUGACCAUGGACUAAACUUUGUUUAUACUAAGCAAGUGUAUAGUCUUCAUGUAGCCAAUUAUAAACACCACAAGGAGCAGAACAAUAUGCAGGCAUCAGGUUCUCAAACCUACACCGUAGAAGGCAAAGAUAAGGCAAAACCUUUUUUCUUCAAAUGGGCUGCUACAUAUCAAUGGGAUGCUUGUUUCUGGCCCUGUGCGUGCUACACUCUAUGUUUCAGAGUUCUUCAGGCUGCUUUGUGGAUGAGAGGGUGGCCCUCAUGGAUAUUAGCUCCUGGUUCAUGAGCUCAAAGUCCGAGGUUCCCAGCUCGUGGGGGCAUGGUGAUGACUGCUGCUUGUGGGAAGGAAUCACAUGCGACAAUAGCACACGGCGAAUAUUGCGCCUCGACCUUUCAUUUAUGUACCAGUCAAUCCGUACUGAUGGAAGUGAUGGUUCUGUAUCAAUCCAAGCUAUGGAAGUUCCAUGCUGGAACCUAAACUUGACGAUCUUUUCUUCAUUUCGGGAGCUUCAGCUACUGGACUUCUCUGGAAAUUACGCUUGCUUUGAAGAUUUUAGUGGUCUUCAAGGAUUGAGUAAGCUCAAGUAUCUCAACCUCAGCGACAACACUUUCAAAGGGAGUAUCCCAGGAUCUGUCAGCAGACUGGUUUCUUUGGAGGUCAUAAAUCUCAGCAGAAAUAACAUAAGUGGGACUCUUCAGAAUAUAGGUUUAAAAAAUCUCCAGAACCUGCGAGAAUUGCAUUUAGGAUCCAAUCAAUUGAGUGGUAGCCUCCCAGCAUCCUUAUUUUUACUUCCAUGCCUUGAGUACCUGGAUCUUUCUGAAAAUCUUUUUCAAGGACAGAUACCCAUAAAAUCGUCUUGGAAGUGUUCCUCGAUGCUUCAAACUAUCAGGUUAUCUGAAAACAUGCUAAGCGGUAUAUUUGAUUUCUUUUGGCUGAGAAACUGUACCAAGCUCAAAGAGAUAGAUCUGUCGAGAAAUACUGAUUUGGUUGUUGAAGUCAAACUUCAUGGUUGGGUACCUAAUUUUGAAUUAAAAAGAUUAAUUCUCUCUUGGUGUAACCUUGAUAAGAGCAUAAUUACGGAGCCACAUUUCUUACGCACACAACAUCAUCUACAGUUUCUUGAUUUGUCCAACAAUAAUUUGCCAGGAAGCAUGCCCAACUGGCUGUUCACAACUGAAGCGGCAUUUGUAGACCUUGACCUAUCAAAUAACUCACUGGUUGGAUCAUUAGAUCCGAUUUUGCAACACCAAACUAAUCUUCAACGGGUGAACUUAUCUCUGAACCAUAUUGAAGGACAGCUGCCAGCGAAUAUCAGUUCAAUGUUUCCUAAUCUGGCGAUUAUUGAUUUUUCUCAUAAUAUGAUAUCUGGAGUUGUGCCGUCUUCAUUGUGCAACAUUGGAAGCAUAGAAUAUAUGGAACUAUCAAAUAACAGAUUUUCAGGAGAAGUACCAUCUUGCUUGUUCACUGAUUGUUCUAAAUUGACAGCACUGAAACUCUCGAACAACAGCCUUGGCGGUAUGAUCCUUGGCGGGGCUAGUAACUUGUCCUCUGUAAGGGAAAUAUACCUAGGCAGCAACAAAUUUGAAGGGACUCUCCCUAGAAAUCUAUCUGGUGAUGUAGUCAUCAUGGAUUUACAUGAUAAUAAGAUGUCUGGAGAACUCGACACUUCAUUAUGGAAUAUUCCUUCACUGAAAGCUUUGAGCCUUGCUAGUAAUGGUUUAACUGGUGAGAUUCAUCCAGGAAUUUGCACAUUGAGAAGUCUUCUGAUGUUAGAUAUGUCAGAUAACUACUUUAAAGGGCGUAUUCCAAACUGCAGCAUUACGUUACCUCUUCGGUUUCUAAGUGUAUCUGGGAAUUCUCUGUGGGGCACCCCGAAUGCCAUUUUCAACAGUUCUCUUGUUGUUUUGGAUCUCAGUCAUAAUAGGUUCACAGGCAAUCUUGAGUGGGCACAAUAUCUUCCUCAAAUCAGUGUACUUUUGUUAAGAAGGAAUAAGUUUGAGGGCCAGAUCUCUUCAAAGCUAUGUCAUCUCCAAUUCUUGAGUAUAAUUGACAUCUCACACAACAUACUUUCAGGCUCCAUACCACCAUGUAUUGGUGGCAUGACAUUGAAAUACCCUGAUACUUACUUAUUUGGGUGGCCCACAGCUGGUGCAAGGGAGUAUUAUGGUCCGCAAUUCUCGUAUAACAUACUCUAUGAGCUCCAAGGCUUCACUUUCACAACAAAAGGCAAUCCAUACACAUAUGGAAGCAACUUCUUCAUGUCGAUGUCUGGCAUUGACCUGUCUGCAAACAUGCUGUCAGGUGAGAUUCCACAGGUAAUAGGAAACUUGAGCCAUAUUAAGUCUCUCAAUUUGUCGAACAAUUUCUUUACUGGAUCCAUUCCUGCAACCUUCGCAAACUUGAGCGAGAUCGAAAGCUUAGACCUAUCAGAAAACAGGCUAAAUGGAUCUAUACCAUGGCAGUUAACCCGGCUAUCAUCAUUAGGGGUGUUCUCUGUGGCAUUCAACAACCUAUCGGGAUGUCUACUAGACUCUGGUCAGUUUGGCUCAUUUGGUAUGGACAGUUACAAAGGGAACGACAAUCUUCGAUCAUGCACUUCCAGUUCAGGCCCCGUGGUACGGAAUGGUACAGUAGGGAAUGUGGCUGAUGAUUCUGAUCCAAUCCUGUAUGUGGUCACUGCCGUUUCGUUCGUCUUGGCAUUUUGGGCCACUGUCACAUUCGUGUUCUGCCAUUCGUUUGGGAAGCGUAUCAUUCUCAACCUGUAAUAGGUACUGGUGUGUAAAGUAUGUGUGUAUUUGUAAACUGUGCUGCUAUAUUCUGUUUCU
Molecule: messenger RNA, 2979 nt
Organism: Lolium rigidum
Lineage: Eukaryota; Viridiplantae; Streptophyta; Magnoliopsida; Poales; Poaceae
Product: receptor-like protein 45
Exons: 3
Coding region: 310-2919 (869 amino acids)
Molecular function (GO): protein binding
Source: RefSeq, a predicted model, not a curated record